ACAUGACACUUACGUCAUUGAUUACAAAAAUUUUUAAUUUCCAUAAAAAAUGUAAAUAAUGGCUGCACAAAAUGAAAUCUAAAAAGAAACACAGUCAGCUGAUUUUGUCUUCCAAGCGUCUAGAACGUAUUUAUCAAUAAAGUUUACGAUUGAAGAGUUUUGGUUUGUAAAAUUAAAUUGUGCAUUGAAGGAGUAAAUAAUACAAUGGUGGAUAUGAAAACUAACGUAAAUUUCGCGUGCCAGAGGUGCUUACAGCCAUUGAGAUUAGAUCCCAGUUUUAACCAUCUAGGAGAACAUACUCUGGCCGAACUCUCACUACCCCUACAGCAACAAGUUGUUGGAGAAUUAGAACCUCCAAGUGGUAGUUUGGAACAUUUAGUUCCACCAUUCAGAUUAACAGAAUCAGGAAAUGGAACUAAUGGUUUUAUGCUGGUUGGUGAUUCUGGUGAAACAGAAAGUUUAAGUCAUCAUUUAAAAGUAAGGGCAACGCUGUUUGAUAUUUUAAGUAGUAGUAGUUCUGCAGACCAUCCACUUUGCGAUGAAUGUACAGACAGUUUAUUGUUGUUAAUGGAUCAACAACUACGAAUGACAGAAGGAGAAUGGUCAGACUAUAAUGAAUAUUUAAAAAAAUUGGAAUCUGAACAACAGCAAUUGGGAUAUGAAGAUAUAGAGAUGGAAAAUUUAACAAAGGAAUUACAAGAUGCGAAAUCCGAAGAAGAUAGAAUGAUAAGUGAAUUAGAAGCCUUAAGGAAAGAAGAAAUAGCUACAAGAAAUGCUAUUGCAGAACAAGAGAAAGAAAGAGUAAGAUUGCAAAACGAAGAAGAAAGAUAUUGGAGAGAAUACUCAAGACACAAAAGAGAUCUGAUGUUAGGAGAUGAUGAAUGUCGAAGCUUGGAAUGUCAAUUGGCCUAUGCAGCUUCUCAACUUGAAAGACUGAAGAAAACAAAUGUCUUCAAUGCUACAUUUCACAUCUGGCAUUCGGGACAUUUUGGAACUAUUAAUUCGUUUCGUUUAGGACGUUUACCUAGUGCACCAGUAGAUUGGAGUGAAAUAAAUGCUGCAUGGGGACAAACAACUCUUUUACUGGCAUCACUUGCAAGGAAAAUGAAUUUAACUUUUAAACGGUUUCGUUUAGUACCGUUUGGUAAUCAUAGUUAUAUUGAAGCAUUAGAUCAACAUAGAGAAUUACCUUUGUAUGGAAGUGGUGGUUUUAAAUUUUUAUGGGAUACGAAAUUUGAUGCUGCUAUGGUAGCAUUUCUUGAUUGCUUACAGCAAUUUAAAGAACAGGUAGAAAAAGGAGAUAGUGGAUUUUGUUUACCAUACAGAAUGGAUCGUGGUAAAAUAGAAGAUUCUGCCACAGGAAAUUCAUACUCUAUCAAAAUUCAAUUUAAUUCUGAGGAACAAUGGACCAAGGCCUUAAAGUUUUUGUUAACAAAUUUAAAAUGGGGCCUUGCUUGGGUCAGUUCACAAUUUACAAAAGACGAAAAUGAGCACUGAUUUAACAUUAAUUUACGUAAUUUCAUUGUAUUUUGUCUAUGCAACCAUUUCUUAUUCGCUUGUGUACAUUCGCUCUAUUUGUAAAUAAAAUUGUUCUAUAAUUU
Vespa mandarinia (Asian giant hornet) is the source of this 1601-nucleotide messenger RNA. RefSeq names its product Beclin-1-like Atg6 (gene Atg6). Gene Ontology annotation, cellular component: phosphatidylinositol 3-kinase complex, class III, type I; phosphatidylinositol 3-kinase complex, class III, type II; phagophore assembly site. Gene Ontology annotation, biological process: cellular response to nitrogen starvation; mitophagy; autophagosome assembly. The record is from RefSeq and is a predicted model, not a curated record. NCBI's taxonomy places the organism in Eukaryota, Metazoa, Arthropoda, Insecta, Hymenoptera, Vespidae. Gene Ontology annotation, molecular function: phosphatidylinositol 3-kinase binding; protein-macromolecule adaptor activity.